AUGUAUGAGCACAUUCAGCUGAAUGGUCUAACCCAGCGUGACCUGCAGGAGGUGUGUGCAGGGCUGAGUGUUGACCUGCCUCUGCCCAUUGCCCUUAGCCUGCCCCUGGAUAACCUGUACUGGCAGAGGAGAACCCAGGCACACUUCCCCCCACCUCAUGUUUCCCUACAGAGUCGCUUAAAUCUGAGAAAAGGAGGAAGAGGUGGAGGUGAGAGGGCACAUACUCCAGCAGGCAAGGGAGGAGGGAGUGGAGGUACCAAAAUGAGUUCUGCAUCCAUCCCUCGUUCUGGCAGUAGUAGCAGUGCUGUUGCUGCCUCUACACAUAUUCUCUCCCGCCCUCUGCCCCCAACCACAGUGGUGGGCAGGCGAGAUGCAGGUGGCAGGCAGUGGCGACAGGUGUAUGUAGAGCGUUACCUUUCCUGUGUGAUCUGUGCCACCCAGGACACAAAGGCUGGCUGGAGGCAACUGUCGGCCCUCCUGCAGGUGUGUGGGAGGGAUGUGCACACCUUGCACCUGCCCUCCUUAGCAUCCCCACCCCCCUCCAGAGGGAAUGGGGAAGCAGUGGAGGUGGAGCCAGGCAACCUGAGUCACCUGGAUCUGUUUGAGAUCAUCUCAGCCUUGCCAAACCUGCAGGAGUUGAGUACAAGAUAUCAGAGCACACAGGAAGGGACAGAGCUGGUGUGGGGUGCUGUGGGGGCAUCUGUUCUGGACCUGGCAGCCCUCACCCCAGCCCUCACCCCCACCGUCACCCACCUCAAGAUCUAUGAGAGCUGUAUAGAUGAUACAAGAGCUGAGCGACUUCUGGCAGGCCUUAGAGGUCAUCCUAACUUGACCUGCCUUGACCUGCGUCACAACCUGCUGACCUGUGCCUCAGCGCCUCACCUUGUUGAUCUCCUGAACUCUUGCCCAUCCUUACGAAGCCUUAACCUGCACCACAACAAUAUAGACACCACACACCAGGACAGCAAGGUCACAAUCCCUCAGGUUACAUCCCGUACCUACUUGUUGCUGGGUGAACAGAGGCUACACAUUAAGAGGCUCGCCCAUUUGCCUUGCUACUCCUGGGACUUGAACCCAGGCCUUCUUGGUUGCGAGCAGAGCAUGCUAACCACUACACUAUGUGGUGUGUCUACACUAGGGAGUGUGUGUGUGUGUGUGUGUGUGUGUGUGUGUGUGUGUGUGUGUGUGUGUGUGUGUGUGUGUGUGUGUGUGUGUGUGUGUGUGUGUGCAUGCAUAGAAACACAUAAUCCUUCUGAGUGUCUCAUUUAUCAAGUUUCGCACUCAUGUAUGUACAUACAUAUCAAUACAAAAUACAAUUACAUAAUCACACACAACAAAGUAUGUAUUGCCCACUCACUGCCUAUUUACCCAACACCACUUUGCCUCCUUAAUUUUAUCACUCUUUCAGGCAGCACUGGUGGCUCAACUUUGGGAGAAGCCCUAGCCAGGAGACCCCUUCUACCCUUAGAAGCCCUUAUGAUGGACCUGAAUCCUUUAGGGUCCAAGGGAGGGGCUGCCCUACUUCAGGGAGCAGCAGCCAGCAGCAGCAACAAUGAUGAGGAGGUGAUGGACGGCAAAGGAGAGAAAGGGAGGAGAGGCCUGCGUGUGUUGUCUCUGGCAGGGUGCGGCUUGGGGGAUGAGUGUUGGGAUCCCUUAGUGGCAGCCCUCACCUCCUCCCUCAGAUAUGUGUGUCUGGCUGCUAAUUCCUUCACACAGGAACCACCCAAAGAAGUCCUCUCCAUUGUGAAAAGAAAAGGAAGAGGAGGAAAAGAAAACCACAAAAAAGGAGACAAGGAAAAAGAAGCAGAGAGAGAAGAACCACCUCACCUCCUCUUGACCAAUCUUGAGGGCAGCACCUAUCUGCUGGGGAGUGUGAUGGGAGGCCACAGCCUGGCCCCUCCCCUCCUGCACCUUCGGGAGGCCCUCCAGUCACCCCUCACCCCAGCAGCUGCACGGGAAAACCUGUCACACCACCUUCCCCUCCAUGGUGUGUGGUUGAGGGAAAAAGACUUUUUCCUAGAGGAGGAGUUGAGAGGGAUGUGUCUGUUCAGCAAGGAGGCCAGGCAGGUAAUGAAGGAAUGAAAGGAAAAAGUGAUGUGUGGUG
Molecule: messenger RNA, 2104 nt
Organism: Scylla paramamosain (green mud crab)
Lineage: Eukaryota; Metazoa; Arthropoda; Malacostraca; Decapoda; Portunidae
Exons: 9
Coding region: 1-2082 (693 amino acids)
Source: RefSeq, a predicted model, not a curated record